AUGCGCAGGGACCUCGGCAGCGAGGCAUUAGUGCGCCGGCACCGCGCACGGGCGCAGCUGUGGGUCGCGGUCGCGGCGCUUACCGGCACCAUCUGGCUCUUGUCCUCUUCCUCCGUUGUCCUCUUCGGCACCCACAGGGUCCAGGAUUUUGUUGUAGAUGAGUUGUGGAGAACUGCAGAUUCAAAUGGUUGGAGAGCAUCUUUUGCACCACACACCUAUUGGCCUCCCCCACCAACUGAAUCCGAGAGCAAUGGGUACUUGCGUGUCCGAUGCAAUGGUGGCUUGUCCCAACAACGAAGUGCAAUAUGUAAUGCUGGCGCUCUAUCCAUGGAUUCCGGCAUUAGCUCGAAACGCUCAGGACAAAUUAGGUCUCGGCCAAUGGUGGAGAAGACGGAGUACAGGGAUGAGCCGCUCGAGCACGGUUUGAUGGGAUGUUCGCGCGCAAGAUGCAGAAGUUCGCUAGAAGGAAAAAGAGCUGGGCGUCGAGGAGGAGAAGAAGGUGGUAUGCAAGGUGCUUGCAGGCCCAGCAGCAGGAGGCCGUCCUUGAGGUGCUCCUCUGGAUGGUUCAUUCCGGCGCUGGGCCUACGUGUUCAAUGCUGCCCUCACCAUCCCCUUCUUCCAUUGGCUCAUCGGCCCGUCAGAGUUCAAAGAUCUAAUACUCCGCACUGCCUCCUGUCCAUUUUCAGAUAUAUAUAUUUAUAUAAGGUUUAUCGUCACCCCAUGUAUCAUAUGUUGUUGAUCGACCAGGUUAUUGAGGUGGAGGUCAACGGGGUGAGGCAGAGAAGUGGAGUGCUCAUAAAGAAACGAAGCAGCUGCCUGGACUCGCUGCUGCCGCCGCCUCAGUCGCUUCCGCCUAGGCAUCCCGUCGCUAGCAAGGAGCAACUGUUGCUAUUGGGACUGGUGCUUGUGUAG
Molecule: messenger RNA, 912 nt
Organism: Triticum turgidum subsp. durum (durum wheat)
Lineage: Eukaryota; Viridiplantae; Streptophyta; Magnoliopsida; Poales; Poaceae
Source: the annotation of a GenBank genome assembly